AUGCAGAGCCUUCCCAUCACUCAACCCCAGCCCUACAGCAACUCCCGGUCCCGAAGUCACAUCUGCAGCCAGUGUAAGUGUAGCCACCGGUGUGAGGGCUGCAGUCAGAGCCGGAGCCCCAGCCAGAGCCCAACCAGCCGGCGCAGCCCUGCCAGCCACUGCAGCCCUGCCAGCCACCGCAGCCCAGCCAGCCACCGCAGCCCAGCCAGCCACCGCAACCCAGCCGGCUCCCAAAGCCCAGCCGGCCCCCAAAGCCUGAGUCCAAACCCUGUCCUGCCACCAAGGCCCAAGCAGGCCAUGCACUCCCACAACUCCCCCACGCGGGUCACUGCCCCUUGCAACAGCCACUCCAAGAACAGAAAGCCCUUGAGAAGAAAGGUGAACAAGAGGAAGGUCAAGAGGAACCAGCAGGCGUACAGAACAAAGAGGCCGAGCGCAGGCCUUCGCGCAGGUAGGGAAGAGCCACAGGCCCCUGCAGACGAGGGAAGCAGCCCAGCUGGGCCUUGA
This is a messenger RNA of Orycteropus afer afer, 507 nucleotides long. It is a transcript of the gene TNP2, whose product is annotated as transition protein 2. The transcript has a single exon. Gene Ontology annotation, biological process: acrosome reaction; penetration of zona pellucida; spermatogenesis. The record is from RefSeq and is a predicted model, not a curated record. Lineage: Eukaryota; Metazoa; Chordata; Mammalia; Tubulidentata; Orycteropodidae. Bases 1 to 507 code for a protein of 168 amino acids. Gene Ontology annotation, cellular component: nucleosome; nucleus. Gene Ontology annotation, molecular function: zinc ion binding; DNA binding.